UAAAUUAAGUAUAAUAAAUUACUCUCAAGUAAUAGUAUUGAAUGCAUCGCAGAUAAAAAAUGUGUAGGUACAUUUAUAAAUUUAUUUAAAUUUUUCGCUAAUCAAUAUAUUAGUUAUAAAUGUCAUGACAUUCGAUUAAAAAAUAUCAAAGAGUGAAAGAUCUGAAAAUGUAUGUAGAAAAUGCAAAUAAUAGCCUAGGGAGUUUGUAAUGCUUUAGGAAAUUUUAUAAAUCUUUUGUGAAGCUUUCUAUUCUAUGUACCUCAUAGUUUGUGGUUUUAAUCUCCUGCACUUGCACUUCGGGUUCGAGUCGCUUUGGAUAUUUGAAUGAUAAGUAGAAAACGUAGAUUCUUCACGUAAAUUUGAAAAGUGGAGAACUGUAAAAAAAGUGAAACAUUUCAGUGAUAAUUAGAUCGAUCGUGUGUAAAAAUAAUUGGAAGAGUUGUGGCAUAAAGGGUACUCUUUGAGAAUUGGACGUGUAAAAUAUGGAGCAGCUGAAAUUUUAUAGUUCUUAUAUCAAAAUAAAUGGGAUACCUCUUCUUUCACCAUUGAUAACUGAUAGCAUUAAAGAAGAAAUGAGACAUUAUAAAUCUUUGGCAGUUAAGGUAGAAGAAAAAUUAAAAAGUAGACAACUUAAACACAAUAUUAAAGAUAAGUGUGUGCAAGCUGAUAUUAUAGAAUCAAUAGAUAAAUUAAAAAGUAUCAAAUAUGAUUCAGACAGUGAUUUAUCCAAUCGUGAUACUAUGAGUGACACCAACAAUAGUGACACGCAUUCUAAAACAACCAUCAUUGAACCAAUGCCAACGACACAAGUUAUUGAAGAAACAAAAGACGAACAUAAUAUUCAGUCUACUAUGUCAGAUAUGCAACAUUCGCAAUUUCAAGUUUGUUCAAUGGAUAAUAUUAAUACAAAAGCUAUAACUGCAAAAACUGAUGAAAAUGACUACAUUAACGCAACAGAAAUGUCAACACCAAAUGAAGAUGUGUCUCCAGAAAAUUGGAAACCUAAAAUACCUAAAACACUGAAUAUAGUUCCAAUAACAUUAAGCAACGAAGAGGACAAUGGUUCUCCUGCUUCCAAGGAGAAAGAAAAUCCGCCUAAAUUAUCCCGUCAAGGUUCUUAUGUAUUGGAUACACCCAGCCCUAUAUUACUAGCUCAUAUGCAUACAGAAUUAAGUGAUAAGAAUUAUGUUCCCACACCUACGAUUAAUACAUCCCAACGAAAACAAUGGAACAUAGUGCAGCCCGAGGUCAAGUGGGAAAAUAAGCAACUCAUAAUAGAAAGCACCAAACAAGCAUCAAACAAAUUAGAAUGUGCAACAGAUGAAACAACUUUUCAACAUACAGAAUUUGACGCUUCAACAGAACCAUAUCAAAUAGACCAAUCUAUUACCAAAACAGAAGUUACUGAAGAACAUACAGGUAAAACUGAUAUUGCACUAAUCAAAAAUGAUAUAUCUGACACGAGUCUUGCGAAGCGAAGUUCUCUAGAAAAAUUAGAAAAAUUAGAUAGUAGUACCUGUGUAUCAAAUUUAUCAAAUGAAAAAUCAAUAGAAGAUGCAAAUAGUCUUAAAUCUCAACUGUCGUGCAUAGAUGAAAACAAGCAUCAUGAUAAAAUGAAGAAUACCAAAGAACAUCCAAAAAUUGUUAAAAGAAAAUCAUCUAUUACGUCUGAAAAACUUUUGACAGUCUACAAACAGAUUGAAGAAAUGUAUAAGAAACAAAUGAUGGAGCUGAUAUAUCGUCAACAAAAGGAACAAUCUUUGCUACAAGCAGAAUUCCAGAAACAACAGAUGCUUUUAUUAGCUGAAAUGCAGAAGUGUUCUUUUAAUGCAUCGAAUCGGACAAAUGCAUCAUCAAAUGUUACAUCAAAUCAAUCAUCAAUAAACAAGAAAGAAAUACUAGAAAAUAUCAUUAGCGAAACAGGACAGCAAUCAAAUAUAAACUCUCCUAGCAAUUUACAUGUGGAAGAACGUUAUAAUAGUAAAUCAUCCCCAGCAAAGCAUACAAAUGUCAUUGUAUGCCCACUAGAUUACAUUUCCUCGAAAAAUUUAUAUUCACUUAAACAUUAUAAACCUCCUCUUUUUAUUAGGGACACUUCUCCCGCAACACCUGAUUUUAAUUUUAUGAGCCAAGUAAAUGUAUGUAAUGCUACAUAUAAUAAUAAUAAUAAUGAUGAUGAUGAUGAUGAUAAUGAUGAUGAUGACAGUGAACCAAAUAAUCGUAUCAUAUAUAAGAAUUUAAAUGUGAAUCGACAGUUAUUUCCUUUAGAUAGUAAUACCACACAUGUCCCAAUACUAGAUACUUCAGCAUAUCAUAAUAAACAUAUACAGGCAGUGAAUACUAUCAAUGCUUAUACACGAGGUUACUUAGUACGUAGAUUAAUGCGAACCGAACGUGUUAUUACUUUAAAAAAGGUAUAUAAAGAAGCAUUGCAAUGUAUGCUUAAGUUGCACGUUGAUGCUCCUUUAAACUUAGCGGAAGUAGACUUUCUUCAUCGCCUACAAUUGCAGUGUGAUGCGGCAUCUAUGAAUAUAGUGGACUUAUUUGCACAGUCUCCGACGAAGAGAAUGAAAGUGAUAGCGCAAGAUCGCGAAAUUAAGCAAUCUCGAGCAGAACGUCCGAGUUCGUCUCGAUCGUAUUCGUUCGCCACUCAAAAGACUUUAGCCAGGAGAAAUUUGAGGGAAUUUGAAUCCACAAUGACAAAAUAUCAAAGACCAUUGGUCAUUAAAAAAAAUACUGUUAGGUCGAGGUGUCAAACUUGGACGUCGGAUAUGAGAGACAAACUUAUGUCACCAAAUAUGUUGCAUCAAGGUAUUAAAAGAAGUACCAGCGCCGGAACUGUUCGGAAGCCGUGGCGAUGAUGAGAAAGAGAGUGCCUUAUGAUGUUAAUUAAGCGACACAUCAAUCUUACUACUUAGAAAAAUGUAAUUACGUACAUGUGCGGCUCUUGAGCUGACAAUUUUCUUAUUUCUAUAACGCCUCGCGUUAGCUAUUCCUGCCUUGAAAAGCGCACUAGUGCCCGAUUUUGCGAUAAAUUUAUUUUUCGUUAUUGUCAUUUCUUGACUGAUGUAAUCUUUAUCUGUGAUACGUAUAUAUCCAAUAUAUUGCUUCCAACUUUAUAUUUAUUGAAGCUAAAACAAAGAUCUAUUAUACGAGAAUACCUCAAAUAUACAUGCUAAGUACAGAAGUAAUAAAUGAUAUAUAUGUAAUUAUUCUCGGGAAAAAUUAUGCAAAGAAAAAAAUCAUCUCCAUGCUUUUUUAUAUUGAAUAAUAGAUUAUAAAGUAUAUCUCAUGUA
This is a messenger RNA of Nylanderia fulva, 3296 nucleotides long. RefSeq lists its product as uncharacterized. The record is from RefSeq and is a predicted model, not a curated record. Gene Ontology annotation, cellular component: centriole. Gene Ontology annotation, biological process: centrosome duplication; ciliary basal body organization; centriole replication. Lineage: Eukaryota; Metazoa; Arthropoda; Insecta; Hymenoptera; Formicidae.